AUGUUCAAGGCCCUGUCGAGGAAUCCGUCCAUGUCGGGAUAUGCCGUGUCUGGUGUGCCCUCUAGUGCAGACUUUGGCUCCAUGUCGCUCUCGCCGACGACAGUGGUGGCGAUCACGUCGGUUGUGACUGAGACUGUCCAUCCCACGUUGAUCAUCACUGAGGUGACCACCGUGGGAACUUCGCAGCUGGGGACAUCUCUGUCCGCGGGGCAACAGCAGAGUGAGGAAAGUCCUGGUCCAACAAUACAAGCAGCUACCGUCCAGACAGAAGCAAGUCAAACGAGUCAAACGCAGACGGUGCAGCUGGCCUACUCAACUACAUCCCAGCUCACCGUUCUGUCGCCGGAGACCACGGCAACAUGGUCCUGGUCAACGGCUGACUUGGUGUCCUCUUCUUCGCCUGCUGGGCAAACUUCGGUAUCUCUACCUCCUGUGGUAGGACACUCCCUCGGAGAUGGCCAGACAAGUUCUUCAGAGCUGGUGCCAGUACUAUCGUCCUCCACGACCUCUGCAUUGUCCAGCACUGCGUUCUCCACGGCCACGACCAGUUCGGUGCUUGGUGCGACAACCACCAGUCUAACCGCCACCAGUACCCCAACAAGCCGAAGCACGUUGGUCACCUCAAGCCUUGCGGAGACGACUUUUACCUCCGUCUCAAGCCAUUCGUCAUCCUCGUCGCCCUCGUUAUCGCCUUCCUCCUCAUCAAGCGCAGUGAUCACCUCCGGCUCAGAAUCCACCAAUGGCCAAUUCAGCCAUAGCAAUUCGGACUCUCACCUUGGCGCCAUAGUUGGCGGUCCUAUUGGUGGUGCGGUGUUUGUGGCACUUGCCCUUCUCGCCUGCACUCUCUUCCGCCGCAGACGACGACGGGCCCCUACCAAACCCCAGGGUAGCCCGGGAGGAGACCUGCGGCCCAAUAGCAAUGACUCACUAACAACUUUUCGUGGUGUGCAUGGCUGGCAUAGCCAACAAAACAGCCAGUCCGAAUUUCUCAUGGACCCGGUAUUUUCGCCCCGUGGUAACACUGUGCUUUCGGCCCCGGCCCCCAACCAAGAAGUACCCAACAACACCAUGUAUCAGGCCCGGGAUUCCCGGCGAGAUCACUUCUCCGACCCCGAGCUCAGCCCAGUCUCCCCAAUCAUCAACAUACACCCUCCAUCUCGCACGGCGUCCAACUACUCCCAAAGAUCGGGAGAUGGUGGCCUAAAAUUCCUUGAGAAACACGACUUUCACCCAUCCACCCCCAGCUCUCGGUAUGAGAGCAUCUACUACCCCGACGAGGGUUCCUUCACGCCUUCUCUCCCCGAAGAAGAUAAGCUCGCUCCGAGAGAUAAUCGAAAGACGCGUCUUAGUACGCGUAGCGACCCAUUUGAUCUCGAGAUGCCACCAAAGGCCUUGCAUGAAUGGCCUCUGCCACCCCAUCCGACACCAUGGGGUGAUAAAUUUUAG
Messenger RNA from Penicillium cataractarum, 1446 nucleotides. RefSeq lists its product as uncharacterized. The transcript has a single exon. The record is from RefSeq and is a predicted model, not a curated record. Lineage: Eukaryota; Fungi; Ascomycota; Eurotiomycetes; Eurotiales; Aspergillaceae. The coding region runs from base 1 to 1446 and encodes 481 amino acids.